Messenger RNA from Moneuplotes crassus, 926 nucleotides. NCBI's taxonomy places the organism in Eukaryota, Ciliophora, Spirotrichea, Euplotida, Euplotidae. The record is from the annotation of a GenBank genome assembly.
AUUAUACAUGAUUUCUGCAAGAAUCUCUUCAGGUUUAAACUUUCUUUUCAAGAGUCAUGCCAUCAGCAAAGGAGGAGGCAGGAGAGUGAAGAAAGUUAGGAGGACUUACAUCUCUCAGCCCUUAGCAUAUAGGUUUAUUCAAGCCCAGUCAGUUCAAACUUACGCUAUUACAGGAACUUCGAUAUCUUUGCUUGGAGUUUAUUUGAUAUCAAGAUGGAAUUAUGCCAAUCCCUCAAAUAGGAAGAACUUUCUGGUUUAUAACAGAUAUUCAAUUAUCCAUGCAAACUCUGUUUAUGCUUAUUAUCACAGCCGAGGGCUACCAAUCAGAGAAAAGAUUCGUACUAGAGUAUCCAGAGAGGUCUUCCGUCUCUUAAUGGAACCACAUAUCCGAAAUAGGGUCAAAGGUUUGACAAUAGAAAUUUUGGAUCAUGAAGAGACCAGAGUAGCAUUUUCAAACCUCGCUUAUGAUGUGCUGAAUGAUAAAAAGCUUUGGGCUCAUAGUUUGAUUUCAAUAGGAUAUUUUGCAGGCAAAGGAGUUUGGGAAAAUCCCUAUGAUGCAGGCAAAAGCAUUGCUAAAGCUUAUAUCCCAUAUGGUGGCCCAAUUUUUGAUGGAGGAAUAAUAGUUUACAAAUACUCAAGUUAUUAUUUCAGCGACUCUAGUUCUCUCUUUAGCUACUAUGACAAAAUAUUCCAGGAAGGAGAUGUCAUUAACUCUAUCAAAUAUCUGGUGGUUGAUGGAGUCUAUAAUAAUCUCACUGAUCCCAAAACAUACAAAAAUUUAGUAGAUGUAGUAGCGAAGGUGAUCAAAGGAGACUCCUUUUUAGAUGCAGCAUAUGAUACAUACGUUAAAAAGCCGUAUAAGAAGGUAAUAUCAUAUUUUUACUCAAAAUAACACACUAUAAUUGUCAGAAUACUUACAACCUUGA